AAACGAUCUGGUUUUCUUCGUUCGAUUCUCUCUCUAAACCUCUCCUUUUCUUCUCAUCUCUCAGCAAUCUUAGUUCUUCCGAUUCUUCUCUCUGAUGACGAGCGAGGAAGAGGAUUGCUACUAUUCGGACUACUCGGAUCAUGACUCUCUGCAAGGGAUCGAGGACGCCGUCGAGGACGAUGUCCAAACGCAUUCUAUCCAGGUAGUCACAAAAGAAUCGCUUUUGGAAGCGCAGAGGGAAGAUUUGCGUAGGGUGAUGGACAUGCUAAAACUGAGCGAACGACAUGCACGCACUCUGCUUAUUCAUCACCGUUGGAACUUUGAGAGGUUGUCAACAGAACUUGUAGAGAAGGGAAGGGAUAGCUUAUUUGCUGAAGCAGGCGUAACUAUAGCGGAGUGCAAGAAACGUGCCUUGCCAUUGUCAUAUUCACGGUCACGGUCUUUAGUAAAAUGCAACAUCUGUAUUGAAGACGUUUCUCCACAUGCGGUUACAACAAUGGAUUGCGGCCACUGCUUUUGCAAUGAUUGCUGGACUGAACAUUUUAUUGUUCAGAUAAAUGACGGGCAAAGCAAGCACAUUAGAUGCAUGGAGCACAAGUGCAAUGCUAUUUGUGAUGAAGCUGUUGUAAGAAAUCUCGUCAAUGCGAAGUAUCCUGAUAUUGCUGAGCGUUUCGAUCGUCAUCUCCUAGAGUCAUACAUCGUGGACAACAACAAGGUUAAAUGGUGUCCCAGUGUCCCACAUUGCGGCAACGCGAUACGGGUAGAGGGCGAUUCUUAUUGUGAGGUGGAAUGCACGUGCGGGCUGCAGUUCUGUUUCAAUUGCUCAUUGGAAGCACACUCCCCUUGUUCAUGUCAGAUGUGGGAGCUUUGGGCCAAGAAAUGCCAGGACGAGUCGGAAACAGUCAACUGGAUUACUGUUAAGACAAAGCCCUGCCCCAAGUGUUUCAAGAAUGUUGAAAAGAAUGGUGGCUGCAACCUUGUUACCUGUAUUUGUAAACAGGUAUUUUGUUGGCUGUGUGGCGGCGCCAGUGGCAGAGAACACUUUUGUGGUCGUGACAAACAAGUAACGUCUGUAAAAGCUGCACGUGCACAGCGGGACCUUCAUCGAUACAUGCACUACUACAACAGGUACAAAGCUCAUACAGAUUCCCUCAAGCUCGAAAGCAAGCUUAAGGCAACUAUACAGGACAGGAUAUACUUCUCUGAAAGUAAGGAGUCGGGGCUCAGAGACCAUAGUUGGGCGAUGAAAGGACUCCACAGACUCUUCAGAUCGAGGCGCAUUCUUUCCUAUUCAUACCCAUUUGCAUUCUACAUGUUUGGGGAGGAUCACUUCACUGAUGAAAUGACUAGGGAGGAACUGGAAUUGAAACAGAACCUUUUUGAGAACCAGCAGGAGCAGCUGGAAGUAAAUGUAGAGAGGCUUUCUAUGUCGAUAGAGCAACCAUUUGAUGAGUUACCGAAGGAUAAGGUAUGGGAGGUAAGGAUGCAAAUCAUCAAUCUCACCACCCUCAUUGACAAGCUCUGCAAGAAAAUGUAUGAGUGCAUUGACAAUGAUCUAUUGGGUGCCCUUCCACGGAUGCUGAACAUUGCUCCAUACAAAUCCAUGGGUGUUGAGAGAGCAUCGGAACUUUCAGUUUCAUUGGAUUCUAAUCCAAGCUCAAUGAGUAUGGAAGCAUGUAAUUCAGAUAGUUAUCUGCAGCAGGAUUCCCCUGCAAAUAAGGCUGUUUAGCUGGAAGAAUAUUGAAGAAUUAAGACCCACAUUGCCUCUGACAGAGACUGAUGUGGGCGAGCGAUUCAUAGGAGCAUCUUAGUUUGAUAGCCUGUUGGGGAUGCCGUUUUCCAUCUUAAUCCGCCCUGGGAGGUGGCCAAAGAGAGCCGAAUCCGUCUGUCAAAUUCAGCAUCUUCAACUGUACAGUUUAGAUUAAACGACUGCACUGCGAUUAUGAGUUUCUUCGUACUUAAGUUAUUUUUUAAUAAUUAUGGCCUGUGAAAAAGAGUAUUCCGUGGUGUUGUUGGAUUCUCUUUUAUACUUUGCUCUGUAAAUGCCUCCUUUCAGUUC
Molecule: messenger RNA, 2059 nt
Organism: Magnolia sinica
Lineage: Eukaryota; Viridiplantae; Streptophyta; Magnoliopsida; Magnoliales; Magnoliaceae
Product: probable E3 ubiquitin-protein ligase ARI2
Exons: 7
Coding region: 95-1729 (544 amino acids)
Biological process (GO): protein polyubiquitination; ubiquitin-dependent protein catabolic process; positive regulation of proteasomal ubiquitin-dependent protein catabolic process
Cellular component (GO): ubiquitin ligase complex; cytoplasm
Molecular function (GO): ubiquitin conjugating enzyme binding; ubiquitin protein ligase activity; zinc ion binding
Source: RefSeq, a predicted model, not a curated record